Molecule: messenger RNA, 687 nt
Organism: Apiotrichum porosum
Lineage: Eukaryota; Fungi; Basidiomycota; Tremellomycetes; Trichosporonales; Trichosporonaceae
Exons: 8
Coding region: 1-687 (228 amino acids)
Biological process (GO): protein modification process
Cellular component (GO): cytoplasm
Molecular function (GO): protein-L-isoaspartate (D-aspartate) O-methyltransferase activity
Source: RefSeq, a predicted model, not a curated record
AUGUCGUUCUCGCGCGCACGGACCAAUGCCGAGCUGGUCGACCGCAUGGUCGGCAAGGGCCUCAUAACUUCCCUCCGUGUCGCAGAGGCGCUGAAGGGAGUUGAUCGCAAGAACUAUGUGCCUUCAGACUGGGCCGCCUACGAGGACUCGCCUCAACGUAUCGGCUUCAAUGCCACCAUCUCCGCCCCUCACAUGCACGCUCACGCAUGCGAGAACCUCCUUACGCACCUUGACGCCGCGAAUGACACAGAAGGCGGCGCCGUCCUGGAUGUUGGUUCGGGAAGCGGCUACUUGACGGCGGUACUCCAUCGCCUCGCGCCUCGUGCCACGGUCAUUGGCAUCGACCAUCUCCAAGGUCUUGCGGACCUAGCUCGUACCAACCUUGCGAAAGACGGCGUGACUAUCGGCCCUGCGUCAAAGAUUGACAUUGUUUGUGGCGACGGGCGCAAAGGGUGGCCUGCUCAUGCACCUUACCAAGUGAUCCACGUUGGUGCUGCAGCACCUUCUAUUCCGGACGCACUCGUCGACCAGCUUGCUGCCCCUGGGCGCAUGUUCAUACCUGUUGGCGUAGUGGAGCAAGACAUCUGGCAAGUCGACAAGGACGCGUCAGGUGCUGUUAUCCGCAAGAAGCUCUUUGGAGUCAUGUACGUUCCUCUGACCGACAAGGAGAAGCAGUGGACCGAGUAG